Suillus paluster is the source of this 732-nucleotide messenger RNA. RefSeq lists its product as uncharacterized. Bases 1 to 732 code for a protein of 243 amino acids. Lineage: Eukaryota; Fungi; Basidiomycota; Agaricomycetes; Boletales; Suillaceae. The transcript is spliced from 6 exons. The record is from RefSeq and is a predicted model, not a curated record.
AUGCAGUCUAUUAGAUUCACAAGUCACCCCAAGCUCGUGUCUUCUUCCACAAAUGUUGUGGUGAGGCAGAUGUCCCUACCCUCGAGCUUCUCAAAUGGAUUCAGACUCGCUGGGCCUCCCUAUUCAACAUGUUGGAGUGAAUGUUGCGCUUACAAAAGGUUCAUUCAACUCACAGAUGACAGUGAUGAGGUUCUGAAACUGCACGGUAAAUCCUAUUCAGACUUCAAGCUCUCAGGUCAAGAGUGGUCAAAGUUGGAGCUCAUGCGAGACAUACUCCAGGAGCCUGCUAAUGCUCAGCAGAGCUUCUUGGCAACUUGUCAGCCCACUGUAUGGUGUACUAUUCCGAUUCUUGAGUUCCUUCAAGAGACUUGGGAAAAUAUGGCCCAGGCUUUGAAGUUCAAUGGUGUCGCAAAUGCCAUUCUCUUGGGUCUCAAAAACAUCUGCAAGUGGUAUCAUAAAACUGACGACACGGACAUGUACUUUGUCUGUCUCACUUUGGAUCCUAACUACAAACUAGCAUACACAAAAGACAAAUGGGAUACACAGUACUUUGAGGAUGGGAUGGCCCACCUUGAAAACCUAUGCGCUCAGCAAAUUAGGAGGGGCAUAAGUAGUAUCAAUGGGGUUGAGCCCAAGAGGAAAGCCAUAUCUGAUUUUGUCAGGGAGCUGCAGAUAUUGAUCAAGAAGAUUAGCACUUCAAAGAAAAAGUUUCGAGUUGAUCAGCUGCAGUAA